This is a messenger RNA of Penicillium cosmopolitanum, 357 nucleotides long. RefSeq lists its product as uncharacterized. The record is from RefSeq and is a predicted model, not a curated record. The coding region runs from base 1 to 357 and encodes 118 amino acids. The transcript has a single exon. NCBI's taxonomy places the organism in Eukaryota, Fungi, Ascomycota, Eurotiomycetes, Eurotiales, Aspergillaceae.
AUGGCUACCCGAUCCUCCAAGGACCUCGCUGAGUCGAGUGAAGUUUUGGCUGAAAACGAAGGUACGAAGACUUUCAGCAUGUCACUUUGUCUGUGUGAAGAAGUUAAUCAGAGACGUGAUCAAGACACGUUCAACUCGCCGGACUACUGCACCCAAAUGCAAAUCCGUUACACCUGCGGCCACACCAUCGGUGGAGAGUUUGUCAAAUGCCAGAAGCACUUGCCCCGCGAGGAUGACCGAUGCGCCGCUAUCAAUAUUCAACAUGUCGAAGCCAAAUCUUCACCUCACAAGUGCCGAAACUGCUUGCACACCCCGACCGUUGAAGGAUAUGUUCAAAAUGUGAAUCCUGGACGAUGA